This is a messenger RNA of Canis lupus familiaris (dog), 1047 nucleotides long. RefSeq names its product trace amine-associated receptor 4 (gene TAAR4). The coding region runs from base 1 to 1047 and encodes 348 amino acids. Gene Ontology annotation, cellular component: membrane. NCBI's taxonomy places the organism in Eukaryota, Metazoa, Chordata, Mammalia, Carnivora, Canidae. The transcript has a single exon. Gene Ontology annotation, biological process: chemosensory behavior; behavioral fear response; G protein-coupled receptor signaling pathway. Gene Ontology annotation, molecular function: 2-phenylethylamine receptor activity; trace-amine receptor activity. The record is from RefSeq and is marked provisional.
AUGAUGAAUUCACCUGACAUUUACAACCCUCCAGAACUACAAUUUUGCUUUGCCUUGGUCAACAAUUCAUGCCCUAGAAAUAUGAGGUCUAUGCUGAGUGUGUGUACCAUGUAUAUUGUCAUGAUUGGUGCUAUAGUGAUGACCAUGUUGGGCAACCUGGUUGUGAUAAUUUCCAUUGCCCACUUCAAACAGCUCCAGCAUCCUACCAACUUUCUGAUCCUAUCCAUGGCCACCACUGACUUUUUGUUGAGCUGUGUGGUCAUGCCUUUCAGUAUGGUCAGGUCCAUUGAGUCUUGCUGGUAUUUUGGAGACCUCUUCUGCAAAGUCCACAGCUGCUGUGACAUCAUGCUCUGUACCACCUCUAUUUUUCACCUCUGCUUCAUCUCAGUGGAUCGCUACUAUGCUGUCUGUGACCCUUUGCAUUAUGUCAUCAAAAUUACCAUCCCUGUAAUAGAGGUCUUUCUGCUCAUCAGUUGGUCUAUUCCCAUCUUUUUUGCCUUUGGCCUGGUAUUCUCAGAGUUAAACCUAAUUGGUACAGAGGACUUUGUUGCAGCCAUUGACUGCACAGGUUUGUGUAUAUUGAUAUUUAAUAAACUCUGGGGGGUGCUGGCUUCCUUUAUAGCCUUCUUUCUCCCUGGAACUGUAAUGGUGGGGAUUUAUGUACACAUUUUCACAGUAGCUAGGAAGCAUGCUAGGCAAAUUGGCAUGGGUCCUAUCAAGAGACAAGCUGGGUCAGAAAGCAAAAUGAAAGUAUCAUCCAAAACAGAAAGCAAGGCCACCAAGACAUUAAGCAUAGUCAUGGGAGUGUUUGUGUUGUGCUGGCUGCCCUUUUUUGUCUUGACAAUCAUAGACCCUUUCAUUAAUUUUACAACUCCUGAAGAUUUGUACAAUGUCUUCCUCUGGCUGGGUUAUUUCAAUUCCACUUUCAAUCCCAUUAUAUAUGGCAUGUUUUAUCCCUGGUUUCGAAAAGCAUUGAGGAUGAUUGUCACUGGAACAAUCUUCCACCCUGACUCUUCUACCCUAAACCUAUAUCCUGCAGAUACUUAG